This is a messenger RNA of Condylura cristata (star-nosed mole), 825 nucleotides long. Its product is annotated as olfactory receptor 5L1-like. The record is from RefSeq and is a predicted model, not a curated record. The coding region runs from base 1 to 825 and encodes 274 amino acids. Gene Ontology annotation, cellular component: membrane. The transcript has 2 exons. Gene Ontology annotation, molecular function: G protein-coupled receptor activity; odorant binding; olfactory receptor activity. Gene Ontology annotation, biological process: sensory perception of smell; G protein-coupled receptor signaling pathway. NCBI's taxonomy places the organism in Eukaryota, Metazoa, Chordata, Mammalia, Eulipotyphla, Talpidae.
AUGGAGGAGAACUGUACUGCUGUGACUGAGUUCAUUCUCCUUGGAUUAUCAGAUGCACCUGAGUUGAGGGUUUUUCUUCCUCUGCUGUUCCUUUUCAUCUAUGGAUGUACAGUCUUGGGCAAUCUGGGCAUGAUUGCAUUAAUUCGAGUGAGCUCUCGACUUCACACCCCCAUGUACUUUUUCCUCAGUCACUUGUCCUUUGUGGAUUUUUGCUACUCCACAAUAAUUGUGCCAAAGAUGCUGGCUAGUAUCUUAAGCAAGGAAAAGGCUAUCUCCUUCCCGGGAUGCAUGGUGCAAUUUUAUUUGUUUUGUACAUUUGCAAUCACUGAGGUCUUUCUGUUGUCCGUAAUGGCUUAUGACCGCUUCUUGGCCAUCUGCAGCCCAUUGCUAUACAUGGUCUCCAUGUCCCAGAAACUCUCUGUGGGGCUAGCUUCUGGCUGCUACCUUUAUGGGAAUAUUUGUUCUCUGAUACACUUGUGUUUAGCUCUUAAGAUCCCAUCCUAUAGGUCAAAUGUAAUUAACCACUUCUUUUGUGAUCUUCCGACUAUUGUCUCUGUCAGUUGCCCCUUGUCACUGCUGGCACCUGUAGUUGAGGGGGUACUGCCAUCAUUCUCAAGUCUCAUGUGUUCAGUGACCACCCUGAGGAUUCAUGCAGCUGGAGGACACCCACAAACCCUUCUCCGUGUCUCCUACCGGACCACUGCCACCGUUUCCAUAUUACCAUCUUCUUUGCACCCAAUUUCAGAAAGGCACACGAGGAUCAUCUCUCUUUUACACAAUGGUGAUGCCAGUGAUGAAUCCCUUUAUCUACAGCCUGACAAAUAA